Molecule: messenger RNA, 2562 nt
Organism: Eucalyptus grandis
Lineage: Eukaryota; Viridiplantae; Streptophyta; Magnoliopsida; Myrtales; Myrtaceae
Product: ubiquitin carboxyl-terminal hydrolase 12
Exons: 14
Coding region: 338-2260 (640 amino acids)
Molecular function (GO): protein binding
Source: RefSeq, a predicted model, not a curated record
UUCCCUCCACCACCCUGCUGUGUUCUUCCGCGACUGUCUCUCUUCCCCCUUCCUCGUCCUUUCCAUUUUCUCUCUCUCUCUAAGCUGCUCUUCCAGUGGUUGAUCACGAAUUCGCAAAUCUCUGCAUCCAUGGCUAUGAUGAGUCUGCCUUGGGAUGGUUGUAUUUGAUGAUGAACCGGUGACAAAAGAAGAUACAAAGAGGGCUUUGGAAGAACAGUAUCGGGCAGAGGAGGAGUGGCCACAGACCAAUCCUGGUUUCAACAACUCUCCCUUCUAGUCUAUUAAGUACUUUAAUGCUUACGUGCUUGUAUGACGUGACAGUGACAAGGACAAAAGGAUGAGUUUGAUGAAGAUACUAGAAGAGGUGGAGGAACAGAGAAAGUACAAAGCACAAGCCCAUCUUCAUACUAUAAUAAAGGUUGCACGAGAAGAGGAUCUUGUUGACCAGAUUGGCAAAGAUAUAUACUUUGAUCUUGUGGACCAUGACAAAGUCCGAAGUUUUCGCAUUCAGAAGCAAAUGCCGUUUAGUCUUUUCAAGGAGGAAGUUGCCAGAGAGUUUGGUGUACCUGUGCAAUGUCAGCGUUUCUGGUUUUGGGCAAAGAGGCAAAACUGUACUUACCGUCCAUAUCGACCUCUGACACCCCAAGAGGAAGCACAAUCAGUUGGACAGUUAAGGGAGAUGCCGAACAAGGCUUCCAAUGCGAAAUUAAAGCUGUUCUUGGAAGUUGAGCUUGGGCUGGUUCAGGUUCCUGUUUCACCACACAAAAAAUCUGAAGAAGAUAUCUUGAUAUUCUUCAAACUUUACAACCCUGAGAAAGGAGAACUGCGAUAUGUAGGUAGGCUUUUUGUGAAGACUUAUGGUAGACCAAUUGAAAUUUUGCCAAGAUUAAACGAGAUGGCAGGCUUUAAUCAAGAUGAAGAAUUAGUACUAUUUGAGGAGAUAAAGUUUGAGCCUUGUCUCAUGUGUGAGCAUCUUGACAAGGAGACAUCAUUUCGAGCGAGUCAGAUUGAAGAUGGGGACAUCAUUUGCUUUCAAAAAGCUCAAAUAGGCAAUGAAGUUGAAUUUCGUUAUCCUGAUGUUCCUUCUUUCUUGGAGUACAUGCGUAAUCGCCAGCACGUGAUGGAAGAGCAAAGUUUCACUUUAUGGAAAUACACAUGGAAGAUUACCAACUUCACUGGCUUGACUCAAAAGAAGUACUACUCCGAAGUGUUCACGCUCAGCAACAAUGCCUGGCGAAUACUUAUCUUCCCCAAGGGGAGUAAUACAGACCAUUUGUCGAUAUACUUGGAUGUCGCUGAUUCUGAGAGGCUACCGUCCAGGUGGAGCAGAAACGCCCAUUUCAAAUUGAUUCUGAUUGAUCAGAACAAUUAUGGCAACUCUAGGAUUAGGGAGAUGGAACACAAUUUCACUGCAAGAGAGAGUCUCUCGGGCUUCACAUCCUUCAUUCUAUUGAGCGAAGUCCAUGACAGCCGUAAUGGGUAUUUAGUGAACAACACUUUGAUGGUUGUAGCUGAGAUUUUGGGUCCCCAGCUCCCAGCUGAAAAUAUUCGGUUGUCUGAACCUCCUGCAAAUAUUCCUCAUGCAACACCAACAGAUACAUUCAACACAUAUUUCUCAAAUCUUGACGAAUUUAUUAACGUUGCUGAGAGUUCUCUGGCCAGAGGAGGGUCGUACCCGAGCAAUCAAACAGGUGCUCUUUCAACUUCUGAGGCUCCCACCUUGGAAGAAGUAAAGAAGGCUAGGCUGUCUCUGAAGGAGUGCCUUUCCGAUGUCUUCAAGCUCAAUAUAAAAGACAGAUUGGCUGAGGCAGUGUCAACGCUAAGCAUAGCCAAAAGCGGGUUAUCAUGGGACCAGCAAAAGUCAGUCAAAGCCUUUUGGGCCAACUUUGACGAGUUCACAUCCGACUUUUUGACCUUUGAGCGGGACAAUUUUGAAUUUGAGAUGCAGAAGUUGCUGAAGGAUCAAAAGUUUGCAACAAUGAAGAAGAUUCAAGAGACUCACGGCUUGUAUAAGCAGCUGUUGGGUGACCUGACCGAAGAGGAGGAAGAGCUCAACAAAAAACUAGAGGAAGUGAGUUCCAGAAGAGAGAAGCUCAUUUCGGACUGGGAGAAUUUGAUGGUCGAGUCGGAAAAAGCGAAGUCUGGGUACAGGGAUCAAGAGAAAAAAGCAGCGGAGGCCGAGGAGACGAAGAGAAUAGCUGAAGAAAGAAUGUCUAGAUCGACCACUGCUUGGUCAAAUCUGAAGAUGCAUUUUGGUUGAAACCUUUUGCCUUGGAUCAGAACCGGCCAUGAGAGCACCGUUCAGAUGGAUUGCUCAUGUGAAUAGAACUCUGUGUGUAAAAUAUCUUGCUAUUAAGUGCUUUGAGUGGUGAAAGCCUGUGCCAUUGAGAAACAGUCACCUUCUGAUAAUUAUCUUGUGGGAGUUACCACAUCAGCUGUGCCUUUAUACACUUUGAAUUUCACAUUUUCUGUGGUUCUCUUUCGGCCAUUUCAUCGGAGGUUUGUAAACCUGUCGAUGCUUUGUGUCGGUCCGCUUAACCCUAUCGUGACCGAAGUUGGAUC